Molecule: messenger RNA, 1446 nt
Organism: Cryphonectria parasitica EP155
Lineage: Eukaryota; Fungi; Ascomycota; Sordariomycetes; Diaporthales; Cryphonectriaceae
Exons: 3
Coding region: 1-1446 (481 amino acids)
Source: RefSeq, a predicted model, not a curated record
AUGUCUCCUCGUUCUUCUCCCCACCCUUCCCAGCUUCUGCAGCGUUUUGGCAAGGCGCUGCAUAUCCUCCCCACCCCUGCCACCAAUCACGAGGAGCAACAAAGCCAGCAGGCCGCCGUCGACAAUGAGAACGAGGCCAAGAAGAUGCUUCGUGAGCAGCCCACUAUGGCUUCAUAUCGAUCCAUCAAGAAUAUCUUGAAAAGCCGUCUGACGAGACGCGCCGAGCGUGGAGAGAGGCACACCGAUGCCCAACACGUUCUAUCUGAACGCGUUCAACCUACGCGUCAGAUCCUGUACCGCGACGUUGACCUCGGUCUGCGUCGCCGCCCGUAUAAGCACGUGGUCCCUAUCAUGGACCUCCUCGACAAGGAAGACAGGGUUUCGAAGUCCGCUGUCGACGACGCGAGAGCGCACGAUGCGUCCAGUGCUAAACGUGACAGCACUUAUGAGCGCGCUCUCGACGGCGCUAUCAUCGGCUGCUGGGAGGGUCUCCACUAUAUCGUGGAGAUCACCCCCGCUGUCGACGCCGUCGAUGGCCAGAAUCCGCCGAUUGGCCUACGGCCCCAAUCUUCCCUGCCUCGAAGCGUCCUGACCUCGAGCGCCACCCAGGCCACAUAUAUCGGUGCCGCCCUCAGCAAGUCGCCCGUCCUUGAUGGCGAGGUGUCUGGGCGCCUAUCUUGGUCCGAGGACCACAGCGCCACGCGCCAGCCCUCAGGGGAGUCGCUGCGCCAGCUACAGACGAACAGCUCGAGCACGAAGCACCACUCUCGGUCUGGGUCAGGCGCGACAGCUGUCACCCUGCCGUCGGGCCCAGAGUAUGAUAGUGACGAGGGCAAGGAGCCUCAGGAGGGCGUCGACAAGAUCGAGGCGACGACCAGUCCGUCUCCCAGUACAGGCACUGGAGAAAACGAUGACGGCAGACACGCCCAGUCCUCGCCGACACCCAGGUUCCCUGGACAGGUUAGGUUUCUCGGCAGCCAACCCCGUUCCUACGAGGGACGGCUCCGGUAUGUCGGCAGCCAGCCCCAGGAGGACCCAGCCACCUCCACAACGGUUCUCAGAUCGGACCACCUCUGGCAGUCCGACUGGGACCAGGAGUUCGCCGCGGACUAUCUUGAGGAAUACCAAGAGUCCCAACCGGAGCGGCAGGCUGGGCAGCCAUCAUUUUGGCACAAUGAUGCCUAUGGCGAGGUGGCCUCCUUUGACGGGCCGCUGUUCGACGAAGAGUUUACGGGCUCGGUAUUCUUCCUCGGAACGUUCUCUCAAGAGUCGCCGACAGAGCCAAUCCACUCUGUCGGAGGGUCGCAGACGGAGGUUCUGCGGAAGGCGUUCGAGGAUUGCCGGGAUGCGGUGCGGCUCGCGAGAUGCGACGCCGCUGGCAAGCGCAUGUCGGUGAUUCUGGAGGACCCGGAGGAGGACAGCGACGGGGAUCUCCAGAGCAAUUGA